Messenger RNA from Acinonyx jubatus (cheetah), 2307 nucleotides. RefSeq names its product nuclear factor I C (gene NFIC). NCBI's taxonomy places the organism in Eukaryota, Metazoa, Chordata, Mammalia, Carnivora, Felidae. Gene Ontology annotation, molecular function: RNA polymerase II cis-regulatory region sequence-specific DNA binding; DNA-binding transcription factor activity, RNA polymerase II-specific. Bases 16 to 2049 code for a protein of 677 amino acids. Gene Ontology annotation, cellular component: nucleus. The record is from RefSeq and is a predicted model, not a curated record. The transcript has 11 exons. Gene Ontology annotation, biological process: regulation of transcription by RNA polymerase II.
UCCCCGUGUGUCUGGAUGGCACCGCAGGCUGUGUGUGUCGUGACGAGUGUGUGGGUCUGCGCGCGUCGGUGUGCGUGGCGUGUCCGCGUCGGAGUCGAAGAGGCCCGGGCCGCGAGUGUCCCCGAGCCCUCUACGCGCGCGCGUGUGUGUGUGUGUGUGUGCGCGCGAGCGCGCGCGCGCCGCGGCGAAGGUGGGUCCGCGUCCUCCGCAGCCCGCCCGACCCGGGCCCCGCGACCCGCCGCGGCGGCCGCUUGCUCGGCCUCCCCUCGCGCGGGGCCGGGCCGGGGAUGGAGCCGCAGCCGGAGCCGCCGCAGCCGGGGCCCGGGCGCGGAGCGGCCUGAGGCGCGGGCGGCGCGCGGGGCCGGGGGGAGGGCGGGCCGAGGGGAGGGUCCUGCGGGCCGGGGGGGCGGGCGCGGCGCGCCCCCCUCCCUCGCGCGCUCGCUCCCUCCCCCGCGCGCCCUCCCUCGCCGCCUCCUCCCGCCGCCUCCGGCCCCCCCUCGCCGGGGACCGAGCGCGCUCGCUCCGGCGCCGGCCUCGCCUCCUCGCAGCAGCGCCAUGGAUGAGUUCCACCCGUUCAUCGAGGCGCUGCUGCCUCACGUCCGCGCCUUCGCCUACACCUGGUUCAACCUGCAGGCGCGGAAGCGCAAGUAUUUCAAGAAGCAUGAGAAGCGGAUGUCGAAGGACGAGGAGCGCGCGGUGAAGGACGAGCUGCUGGGCGAGAAGGCCGAGGUGAAGCAGAAGUGGGCGUCCCGGCUGCUGGCCAAGCUGCGCAAAGACAUCCGGCCCGAGUGCCGCGAGGACUUCGUGCUGGCCAUCACCGGCAAGAAGGCGCCGGGCUGCGUGCUCUCCAACCCCGACCAGAAGGGCAAGAUGCGCCGCAUCGACUGCCUGCGCCAGGCCGACAAGGUGUGGCGGCUGGACCUGGUCAUGGUCAUCCUCUUCAAGGGCAUCCCGCUGGAGAGCACCGACGGCGAGCGCCUGGUCAAGGCGGCGCAGUGCGGCCACCCGGUGCUCUGCGUGCAGCCGCAUCACAUCGGCGUGGCGGUCAAGGAGCUCGACCUCUACCUGGCCUACUUCGUGCGCGAGCGAGACGCGGAGCAGAGCGGUAGUCCCCGGGCAGGGAUGGGCUCCGACCAGGAGGACAGCAAGCCCAUCACGCUGGACACGACCGACUUCCAGGAGAGCUUCGUCACCUCCGGCGUGUUCAGUGUCACCGAGCUCAUCCAGGUGUCCCGGACACCCGUGGUGACUGGAACAGGACCCAACUUCUCCCUGGGGGAGCUGCAGGGGCACCUGGCAUACGACCUGAAUCCAGCCAGCACAGGCAUGAGGAGAACGCUACCGAGCACUUCCUCCAGCGGGAGCAAGCGGCACAAAUCGGGCUCGAUGGAGGAAGACGUGGACACGAGCCCCGGCGGCGAUUACUACACCUCGCCCAGCUCUCCCACGAGUAGCAGCCGCAACUGGACGGAGGACAUGGAAGGAGGCAUCUCGUCCCCGGUGAAGAAAACAGAGAUGGAUAAGUCACCUUUCCACAGCCCGUCUCCCCAGGACUCCCCCCGCCUCUCCAGCUUCACCCAGCACCACCGGCCUGUCAUUGCCGUGCACAGCGGGAUCGCCCGGAGCCCUCACCCCACCUCGGCCCUGCACUUCCCCACGACCUCCAUUCUGCCCCAGACGGCCUCCACCUACUUCCCGCACACGGCCAUACGCUACCCACCUCACCUCAACCCCCAGGACCCGCUCAAAGAUCUCGUGUCGCUGGCCUGCGACCCAGCCAGCCAGCAACCUGGACCGUUAAAUGGAAGUGGUCAGCUCAAAAUGUCCAGUCACUGCCUUUCUGCUCAGAUGCUGGCGCCCCCGCCCCCUGGGCUGCCGCGGCUGGCGCUCCCCCCUGCCACCAAACCCACCUCCGAGGGAGGAAGCACGUCGCCGACCUCGCCCUCCUACUCUACGCCCGGCACGCCCCCUGCAAACCGUUCCUUUGUGGGAUUAGGACCAAGGGAUCCAGCGGGCAUUUAUCAGGCACAGUCCUGGUAUCUGGGAUAAGAAAGAUUUCUUCCCACGCCCUGCUCCUCCGUCGCGGGAAUCCCAGGGGGCCGCACAGCCGGCCCCUGGCCCACGUUUUCAGUGGAAAGUUACAGCAAGCAAGAACACCCCGCCGACUCCCAGCCUGGCCGAAAAGACAAAACAGGCACAUACGUACACACAGGAGGAAAACAAGCAAAAAGGAAAAAAAGGCAAAAAAAAAAAAAAAAAAAAAAAAAAAAGACAAACGGAAAAAAAAAAAACAAAACACCAUAAAAA